This is a messenger RNA of Trichoplax adhaerens, 2253 nucleotides long. RefSeq lists its product as uncharacterized. Gene Ontology annotation, cellular component: nucleus. NCBI's taxonomy places the organism in Eukaryota, Metazoa, Placozoa, Uniplacotomia, Trichoplacea, Trichoplacidae. The transcript is spliced from 16 exons. Gene Ontology annotation, biological process: transcription by RNA polymerase II. The coding region runs from base 1 to 2253 and encodes 750 amino acids. The record is from RefSeq and is a predicted model, not a curated record.
AUGGAUAUAGAUAACAAAUCAAAGAACGAUGAUACUUGCCAUGAUAUGGAUGUUGAACUUGAUAAUGAAGAACAUUUACAUAUUCAUGAUAAUUGUGUUCAUACCGAACGUGUGGAAAAGGAAAAGUUACAGUGGAUGCUUGCACAAACAAAAGAUAAGGUGAAAGGUACCCUAGAAGAUGGAGAGAGUGCUAGAUUUGGUUUUGAAGGAGAAUUAAUCGCUAGAGACAGCAAUGUACCAAUGCAUGUUGGUUUACAUCACCACGGCCUGGAACCUGAUGCUGCUGGUUAUACAAUUGAAGAACUAUUUAUUUUAACUCGUAGUAGCCUUGCUCAACAAAAAGUUAUAGGACUGACAACUUUAGCUCAUAUUUUUGACAAGGAUCACAGAGAUGAAUACCGUGGCAAAUCAGAACCAAUAAUCCCUAAUCUACUUGAUGCUGGAGUCCUUUUUCUGUUACGAUGGAGUUUUGAUGAUAACACCUUAGCUGUUAUUAGCUCUUCAUUACACGCUAUAAGGGCUCUAGUGGUCAAAGAAGAAGACGAGCAUUGUCUAGACAGAAUAUCAUCCUUCUAUCGAGGGUACGAAGUUCCAGCUUUUGAACCAGCUGUUGGUAUUACAGAUUUAAAAGAAAACGAAAAAUCUCAGAUUACCGAUGCUGACCUUGUAUAUAAUGACGUAAUUUCGGUACUACGUGAACCGGGUUUAAUGAAAUGUAUCAUAGACAAUUUCUUACCGAUGUCAUGGAAAGAACUAGAAUCUGAUGAUUCCGUAUCGCAGUUACACGGCUAUCCAUUAUGGGAGGCAAUGAAAUUAGUCACUCAAUUUGAUUUAAUUGCACGCAUUGUGCGCUUCGUCGCAACAUCUCCCACUUUUUUACAAUUGCCGAGCGAGCGCGCUUGCAAGUUAUUUAAAGAGAGUUUAAAGACGUGGACUGUAUGUUUACAGUAUGGAAUAGCUUCCAAUUCCUUUGAUGACUAUUUUAGUAUCAUUAUGGACAAAGUUCAAUCACUCUAUCGGGUAACGCUGUUUCCUUGCCAGUUGGUUAAUAGCUCUCAAAUUGAUCAGCUCCUUCUGUCAGAGCUGCUAAGACUCGUUGAAAAAUUUGUGAGACUAGCCAGUCUAAAGGUAGACCAGAUAAAAACUCUUGAACGUAAUGUGUCGCAGUCAACAAUUGAAUGGAAUAAAGUUAUUGGAGUAGUAGAUGUAAUCUCUGACUGUGCUAAGAAAUGGUUGACUGAAUUUUACAAAACUACCGAGGAUACUGUGACGGAAGAAGCGUUGAGUCUCCUAACCAGUUCACUGCAAGUUAUUUCGUCAUUUAUUGAGGGACUAAAACGACAGUUUAAAUGGUUAUGCUUACGUCCUGAGAUUCUGGAAUUUAUGAUAGCGUUAAGCAGAUAUGAUAGGACGAAAGCUUCCACUGAUGAUAGUGAUUUAACGGUGCACCGAGAAAUUUAUCAAAAAACGGUGUUGUUCAUCUUAAGUGAAGCUUUGCGUGGCGAUGAACACAUUGUAUUCGACUUGGCAUCUAAUCACUUAAUUGAAAGUCGUGGUUUCCUCAAUCUCCUUAACUCCAACGCUUUCGAAAUUGAUUCUUUAAUCAUUACCUAUCCCCAUGCAACUAUAACUCCUAUUGAUUGGAUGUUUUUACCUCUUAUUGAUUUAUACAAUGCUUCAUUAAAUGAUGAUGCUGUGCAAGACGGAGAAAAUUGUGCUACCGUUAGAGCUACAUCUGAUGCGGAGGGUGUAGUUGUAAAUACUCUACGCCUUAUCUUCUUAUUGGAGAUUUGGUAUCCUAGUUAUAUGGCUUCGAUUGACAUUACCGCUAAAAUUGCACGGCUAUCGUGCACUUUCCUCAUUGGGAGUGACUUAUUCUUUCAACAAACAAUACAUUUGUACCUGGAAGUUCUUCUGCGUAUUUUUGUACAAAGUAAUCAGUUAUCUAGUAUCAACUUCAUGGCUCCUAUUCCGGGAAUCACAUCUUAUUAUGAUUUGUAUGUAUCAUUACUCACUCAGUAUGACGCAGUCUCUUUUGGUGAUUAUCUGUUUGCUACAUUCAUCCUAUUGCCUUUGCAGCAACAUUGUGAUCACAGGCUGCGACAUUUGGUAUGGGGUGAAUAUGUAGGAAUUAUAAGGCACUUAUGUCUGCCAUUAAACAAGGCCUGCCUGGUCACCAAUUCUAUAUGUCGUAGCUGUACACCAUGUAUGGGCAGCAGACAUAUUCAGAUACGUAAAGCCUUUAGAGGGUAA